GCAUGAUUCUUUUUCCGGAUUGGGCCGAUGGGGGUCUAGCACCGACGAACAUCAGACCACACUUGCUGCGCACGCGCAGGAUCCGAGAAUCACGACCCCAGGGUCAAAACGAGCGGUAAUAAUGUCAUUGGGUAGCUUGGUUGUGGCGAGGAACAAAAGGGUGGCGGAAAUCGUGUGUUGUCUCCACAGCGCACAAUCCACGCGCACAUCACGAUCUGAAUGCAAGAGGAGGCACGAUCGACCUACAGAGCUGUCAUGGGAUGUGGCACCACGCCGUCACCAGUUGCACCCGCGAGGUGGCCAUCGACAUUGUUUGCAUCGUCGAGUCCCUCCUGAAUACCGAUUGGCCGAGCAGCCGGCUCCUCAAACCAGAAUCUUGGGCAAUUGAGGCGCUGUCAGUAACGCUGAGGACUGUCGUUGGAGCAGCCGGAGGAUCUUCAGCAUCCUCGAAGAUGUCUGAAGCACCGUCGUCGACGGGAGCCU
Molecule: messenger RNA, 483 nt
Organism: Didymella exigua CBS 183.55
Lineage: Eukaryota; Fungi; Ascomycota; Dothideomycetes; Pleosporales; Didymellaceae
Exons: 1
Coding region: 122-388 (88 amino acids)
Source: RefSeq, a predicted model, not a curated record